UUCAAGCCAUGAGAGACGACAAUCAACGAUCCAAACUCCAAGCAGUGGCAAUAGUUUUCUUGUUGGUUUUACAGCUCUGCCUAGCCCUGCCCUAUGGUUCUUCUUCGGGUAAUGACAUAGACAUCGAUGGGAACUACCAAAACUCAGCAGGCGGACGACCAGUGGAUUAUCACACAGUUGUGGGCCACUUCAAGGACUUUUUCAUGUACCUGCCCGUCAUGAUGACCACGCUGAAGGAGACCAUGUCCGGAUUCCCCAAAUUCGCCGAGGGAGUACGCAUCCUGACGUCCGGCAAAGGACGAGUCGAUGGCGAGGACUGCAAGUGCAGCUCGAAUGGACUGACAAGCGGUGAACUUUCGGACAUUAACACUAGUAGUCGAUUCGGUUGACCCGAAUUGGGAGCAGAGUCACCACCACUGUAGAUACUGUACAUAUGCCACACCACUAAUAAACUGGAAAUCUUUAAAAACAA
Molecule: messenger RNA, 472 nt
Organism: Drosophila elegans
Lineage: Eukaryota; Metazoa; Arthropoda; Insecta; Diptera; Drosophilidae
Exons: 2
Coding region: 9-389 (126 amino acids)
Source: RefSeq, a predicted model, not a curated record